Molecule: messenger RNA, 2511 nt
Organism: Pocillopora verrucosa
Lineage: Eukaryota; Metazoa; Cnidaria; Anthozoa; Scleractinia; Pocilloporidae
Product: vesicular inhibitory amino acid transporter-like
Biological process (GO): amino acid transmembrane transport
Cellular component (GO): vacuolar membrane
Molecular function (GO): L-amino acid transmembrane transporter activity
Source: RefSeq, a predicted model, not a curated record
UGAUAAGGCCAUCGCGCGAACAUUGAAAGCUGUCCAAGCUUGCAUCAAAUUUGCAGCAGAUAGUGCAAAAGGAACAUUUAGAGUAUCAGAAGAAAAGAGUAAGAUGGAUGGUGGUUCUGCUGGUUCUAAACCGAACAACGACGGCGAAACGAUCCCACUGAACAAACCAUCCUUGCAAUCAGGUGCAGAAGAAACACCUCUUAUUUUCGCUCACACCGACGAUCAUGGCGUGAGUCUGAGGAAGUCGGGUUUUGCAGAGAGCAUCAGAAAACUACGCGGAGCUACCAUGACAGUUUCGAUUUUGGAGAAGCCUUCGGAUGAUCGGAACGCGUCUGCUUGGCUUGCCGGCUGGAAUGUUACCAAUCUAAUUCAGGGAACCGGCAUCCUCGGCGUUCCAUAUGCCGUCCUGAUGGGAGGAUGGGCUGCUGUAGCUACAAUCGUUGCAGUAGCUGCUGUUUGCUGCUACACCGGCAAGCUUUUGGUCGACUGCCUGUACGAAGAUUCGAAGCGAACCGGUCAGCGAAAGCGGGUUCGAAUUAACUACCCAGAGGUUGGAGAAGCCGCUUGGCCAGGCUGGGGGAACAGAAUUGUCAGCGUUGUGCAAGUUUGCGAGAUGUAUGGCGGUGUAAUCAUGUACAUUGUGCUUCUUGCUACGGUAUUCAGCGACAUUUUGAACGAGCUGACACCCCUGGACAUCUAUCAGUGGGCAGUCGUAUGCGCGUAUGUUGCGUUACCAGGGAUCUUCAUAACGCGCGUUUCUGUAAUCGCUUGGAUCAGUAUGAUCUCCGUGUUUGCGCUGCUUUCUAGCAUCGCCACCAUUAUUAUCUACUGCAUCACUGAGUACCGCUACAUGUCCGUCUCAAACAUUCCUGGCUUCGACCCAGAGAAGUUUCCCAUUGGCUUUGGUAUUAUCGUGUUCAGCUACUGCGCACACGCAGUGUUUCCAGGCGUCGAGGGUAGCAUGAGAGAGCCAAAAAAUUUCCCUAUGAUGAUGAACAGCGCGUUUACCCUGGCCGCAGUAGUUAAGAUGCUGCUUGGUAUGUUAGCAGUUCUCAGGUUUGGUCAAACUACCGAACAAGUCAUCACAGUUAAUAUGCACAUCAGUCCAGUUUUCAACAUAGUAGCCACAGUACUUGUUGUCACUAAUGUGUUCCUGGCCUUCCCUAUUUGCAUGUUCGUUGUGUUGGAAACAUGGGAUGUAAAGGUUUUACCUUAUUUCCCGCAUCUUGGCAAGGAAACAGGUUACCACUGGUUUUGGUUGCUUCUGACCAGAAUCAUGCUUCUCACACUUGCCUUGUUCCUGGCAGUUAUUGUACCACACUUUGGUCUUCUGAUGGGUUUUGUUGGCAGUUUUACAGGCACUUGCCUUUCUUUUGUUUUCCCUUGUGUUUUCCACAUGAUCUUGAAAUGGAAAACCACUCCUUGGUACAGCAUUUUAACAAAGAUCUUUGUGACAAUAUUCGGGUUGGUCUGUGGUGGGUUUGGUCUGGUGUUCUCAGGAAGGGAGCUUGCAAAAGCUUUUUCUUUUGGUUGACUGUUUUUAAAGUUGUUCUAUCUCCUUGUUCCUUAGGUGACUAUGGAAACAAUCACACUGUGAUCAGUGGACAAUUAUUCAAAGAAAUUUUAAAAUUGAUUAUCAUUGUAGUGAGUUAUUUUCAUGUAAGUAGCUUGUCUGAGUUCAGUAUAACUAGUGUUUUUUAGAGAAGUCAGGGGCAGAGGAAGUGCAACAUAAGGCUUACAGUUGUGAAUCAAGUGUUGGGGACUGUAAAUACAACCAAGAGAUCAAGCCUUGUUUUUAGUCACAGCCAAAAUCCUUUCAUUUUACCUCUUAAAGACACAAUCAAUCGCUAUUUUUGAUUUUUGUAGGCAAAAAAAACAAACAAACAAACAAACAAACUCAAGAAUUAUAUUUUCCUGAGUGUCUUCCACUAGACCAUUACCACUAAGAAUCUCUCCCCAUUCUCUGCUUAGCAAGGGUAAUCUAAAAUAAAUAAGAAUUGGCUCUUUCUAAUUUUCAUCUAAGCGAUCAAAUAGCAGAAUUAACCCUUUACGCCCUAACAUCAGCAUGCAUAUUCUCCAUAUUGUUCUCCAUACAUUUCCCAAGGUGCUGACCAGGAGAAUUUGUUUAACAAUCAAGACCUUCUUUAGUUGGUGAUCAUUUCCCUUUUUCUCAUGACCUUACUACAUGAUUCAAGGGCGAUAUUGUAAGGAGGAAUUAGAUGCUAGUCACUCUUGAGGGUCAAAAGCUUAAGGAAAUGUCAAGGUGCAAUAUUUCAAUUGACUCCUAUGCUGUAUUUAAGAGGUGAUAUGUUUUUAAUUAAUUAUUCAUGUAAUUAUAUAUAGUCAGAGCUGGUCUUGUUCCAGUAAGACAAAAUUUGGUGUGAAGCUGGUUUGAUUGGACACUUUUAGUCAUACAUGUGACAAUGGUAUGAUUACAAAUUUAUAAUAGCUUCUACGUGAUUUUUUUAAUGCAAUCCUGUAAGAAAUACAGAAACCUAUUAAAAGUCUUAU